UCGAUAUCGACGAAUUAUAUUCGUUUAUAUAUCUUGACCGGAAGCUCUGACGGAUCGAUCCCCGAAAACACCCACUGGUGAAUAAUUUACCGAUGAUGUGAAAAGUUCCAAUACUUCCUCAAAGGCUAGCUAAGAGCUUUAAAAAUGAUAGGGGGUUUGUUUAUAUACAACCAUAAAGGAGAAGUCCUUAUCUCCAGAGUGUACAGAGAUGAUAUUGGGCGCAAUGCAGUGGAUGCCUUCCGAGUGAAUGUCAUCCAUGCUCGGCAGCAAGUUAGGUCUCCUGUCACCAACAUUGCAAGGACAAGUUUUUUUCAUAUCAAGAGGUCGAACAUCUGGUUGGCUGCGGUCACUAAGCAGAAUGUCAAUGCUGCUAUGGUGUUUGAGUUUCUUCACAAAAUGACUGAUGUUAUGGCCGCCUACUUUGGCAAGGUCACGGAAGAAAAUAUCAAGAACAACUUUGUUCUCAUCUAUGAGAUACUGGAUGAGAUUCUUGACUUUGGUUACCCCCAGAAUACAGACACUGGAAUCCUGAAAACAUUCAUCACACAACAAGGUGUCAAAUCUCAGACUAAGGAAGAGACCAGCCAAAUCACCUCCCAAGUUACAGGCCAGAUCGGCUGGCGUCGGGAAGGCAUCAAGUACCGACGGAACGAGCUCUUCCUGGAUGUUCUGGAGUCUGUGAACCUCCUUAUGUCACCACAGGGCCAAGUGUUGUCAGCCCACGUAGCGGGUCGCAUCGUUAUGAAGUCUUAUCUAUCUGGAAUGCCUGAGUGCAAGUUCGGCAUCAAUGACAAGGUUCUCAUGGAGAGCAAGGGGGGUAAAUCUGGGCAGGAUGAGGGACGUGGAGGGUAUGUCAAGAGCACCUCAGGUGCCUCCUCGACAAAGACGUCUAUCGCCAUUGAUGACUGUCAAUUCCACCAAUGUGUGAAACUGAGCAAGUUUGAAACAGAACAUAGUAUCAGCUUUAUACCUCCAGAUGGAGAGUUUGAACUGAUGAGGUACCGCACAACCAAGGACAUCAGCCUACCGUUCAGGAUUAUCCCCCUUGUGCGAGAGGUUGGUCGCCAAAAGAUGGAAGUGAAGAUUGUUGUGAAGUCAAACUUCAAACCCUCGCUCCUGGCACAAAAAGUUGAGGUUCGCAUCCCAACCCCCCUGAACACCAGUGGCGUACAGGUGAUAUGUAUGAAGGGAAAGGCGAAAUACAAGGCUAGUGAAAACGCCAUCGUCUGGAAGAUCAAGCGUAUGGGAGGAAUGAAGGAGUGUCAGCUGAGUGCAGAGAUUGAGCUGUUGAACACGAACGACAAACGAAAGUGGACCAGGCCUCCCAUCUCCAUGAACUUUGAGGUACCAUUUGCACCAUCGGGCUUCAAGGUUCGCUACCUGAAGGUGUUUGAGCCCAAGCUGAACUACAGUGACCAUGAUGUUAUCAAAUGGGUGCGCUACAUCGGGCGCAGCGGCCUCUAUGAGACAAGAUGUUAGUCUGCUUGUGACUCCCAACACCUGCCAGCAUGUCUUGGGCGAUUGAAAGACUUAAACUGAACAAACAACAUAGAUGAUAUAGAAUUGAGAUAUUUCUGUAAAAAAUCAUCUGGAAAAGCGUUAUCUAAACAAAAUACAUCCACUCAGAUACAUGAUGAAAGGUUAUAAUUUGACUUUGAAAACGCUCAGUCGUUGAUUUUUAAUUUAUCUUUUUAGUUAUGAGGUUGCUCUUCUAUGAUUAAAAUAUGUGAACUUAUUCAGUUUGUACCAAAGGAUUUUUGAAACAUAAACCUAUUAAGGAAGGCUUUCCUUAGGUUUUCUAGAUAACAGCACUAAGUACAGUAUAUUGCAUGGCCAAAAAGGUUUGAAGCCAUGAAUUUUUCUAUUGGACCGCAAAUAAUUUAACCAGCCUUAAGCCGUCAAACUAGUGCAUGGUGCACAGAUGGACAUUGCUUUGGCGCAAUCAAUUGUUAACAUUUUAGAGAUAAAAGUUUUUUUGGACUACAGUAUUUUUGAAAAAAUGUAAAAUUUUAAUUCAUAUAAUAGAUAUUUAACUUUUGUUCAGAAUGUUAUGUAUGCGGUUGCUGCCCUUGACUCUUGGAAGUUGGCUAUAUUUACAAACAUUAAAAGAGGCCAGACUUUGGAUUAAGGCUUGAUGCAAUAUGUUUAGAAUAAUGAAUUUUGUUGAGUGUUUUCACAAUAUAUGUAUACAUUGUCAAUAGCUAGUGGACUGGUGUAUGUGUAUAUGAUUUUUCUCUUCAUUUUAAUUCAUUCAUUUACAUGUACCUACUGUAGUUAUGAAUAAAAAAAAACAUGAAAAAAUAUUCAGUUAUUUACUUUGUGAAAUAUUGGCAAUGUAUAGCAAAUAAAAUGGUUUCUUAUUUAUUUAUCAAAUGUUUAAUUAAUCACACAUUCUGUAUUUUGGUUCAUAUAGGAUAUUGAGAGUUGAGCCUAUGAAAGAAAUUACAUAAUUGUAAAUUCUGUUGUUAAAAUGGUUUUGCCCAUGAAUAUAAUGAGAGUUCAAGUAAGCAAGUAUAUAUACGAUUUAUCAGUGUACUUUUGAUUUAAUUGUUAUAUUUCACAAAGACCGGGCCCCAAUACCACGAAAUACUUAAGUCAAAUCUCAAACUCAGGCUCAACACAUUAUACCACAUAGCAUCAAAAUUCAUUAAAAAUCAUAUAUGUUUUUUUUACAGUUUUAUAAGCACAUUCUAUCAUAGAAUAUGCUGAAAAAAGCCUUUGGUCAAAUUCCAAGGGAAAUCUAUUCUACAGCCAAAAUUGUAUAUGAGUACAAUUCUGUAUUAAUUAUAAAAUACUCGAGUAUAUUUUUUGCUCUAGAAUUUGUUUUCUUUGAAAUAGUGAAAAAAUCUUUUUAACAACAAAUUCUAUAAGAAAAUAUGUUUUCAAAAAGUAUAAAACACGGAAGAUUUUGAAGAAAAUUAUGCUUUAAUAUAGUGAAAUGAGUUGAGACUUAGUUUGAGAUUUGACUUAAGUAUUUUCGUGAUAUUGGGGCCUGGUUGCAAUAUUCUCUUUAAAUGACAUAUCCUCAAUAGAUAUUAUUUAACAAUAAUUUUGACUUGAUGAAACUGACAAAAACAUUUUGGCCACAUAAUGCGCAAUCAUUCAGUAAAUAUUUUGGUACUCUUGUAAUCCAACAUCUGUUCUGAAGAAGUAGAAAACUAAUAAUAUGGACAAUUUGACAAUAGAUAUUUGCACUCUCUGAUUUUAUCAAUAUAUUGAUGGAGUCUUCAAUAUUGCCCACUCAUGUUCAAUUUUAUUGUCAUUAACAUUUAUCAUGGAAAGACUCUAAGUCCUAGUUUCAGACUUAAGACUGCAAAUCUUAAUUUCGUCAUAAAUUUGCUCCUAGAACAGUUGGUAAGAUGGUAAAAUUUGUUACAUACUGAAUUAUAAAUGACCCAGAUGUGUGUUUUACAAUGACGUACACAGAAAUGAUAUGAAUGAUGUGUUUGGCAUUUUAAAUCUAGUUAUUAUGAACAUUUCUUAAACAAGGGCUCGAAUAUUGGCUCAGUACAUGUAUAAACAUUCCCAAUGUCGUUGCUUCAUAGUGCUAGAAAUUGUCAUCAAGUAUUCUGGUAUUUCUUAUACAUUCUGUUGUGUAUUUACUGUGUUGUAAAAUUGGCAUUCAGACCGAAGUUACAUGUGUAUUUAAUGUGUAUACUGCAUGCAUACAUUUAGAAAUUAUGAUUUAAUUUCAUUGCUUAAGACCUGUGUUAUAUACUCUGUUCAGUUAUGAUGUUAAACAUACCUUCGGUUAAAUAUGUAUGUAAGUAUGUAUUAAGACUAGAAUAUAAUGUAAAUAUGUAAAA
This is a messenger RNA of Mya arenaria, 3806 nucleotides long. RefSeq names its product AP-2 complex subunit mu. Gene Ontology annotation, cellular component: AP-2 adaptor complex; cytoplasmic vesicle. The coding region runs from base 145 to 1479 and encodes 444 amino acids. The transcript has 12 exons. Gene Ontology annotation, molecular function: clathrin-cargo adaptor activity. Gene Ontology annotation, biological process: intracellular protein transport; clathrin-dependent endocytosis. Lineage: Eukaryota; Metazoa; Mollusca; Bivalvia; Myida; Myidae. The record is from RefSeq and is a predicted model, not a curated record.